AUGGCCACAACGACCCUAACUGAGACUCGGACAAAGGCUCGAGGGCCGAAGCCAAAGAGCAAUGUGAAAUUGGCACCCGAGAACGAGCGUUACAUGAGGGCAUGCGCCGACAUUGCCAGUGCCUUGAUAGACGAUUAUGAGGCUCAGGCUGACGGGUCAAAGCCUAAGAAGGACCUCAAUCUUAAUGCACUUCGAGGGCAAAUUGCAAAGAAGCAUUUCCUGAAGAGUCAACCCCCACUAACUGCUAUCAUCGCUGCCGUACCAGAGCACUAUAAGAAAUACAUAUUGCCAAAGCUAAUAGCAAAGCCGAUACGGACAUCAUCAGGGAUAGCAGUUGUAGCUGUGAUGUGCAAACCCCACCGGUGUCCUCACAUAUCUUAUACUGGCAAUAUAUGCGUGUAUUGCCCCGGAGGUCCAGAUUCAGAUUUCGAGUAUUCUACGCAGUCAUACACAGGCUACGAACCGACGUCAAUGCGAGCGAUUCGUGCCCGUUAUGACCCUUAUGAACAAGCGAGAGGAAGAGUCGACCAAAUAAAGUCCCUAGGCCAUAGUGUAGACAAGGUGGAGUACAUUAUCAUGGGUGGCACCUUCAUGUCAUUGCCAGAAAGCUACCGAGAUGAAUUUAUAUCGCAGCUCCACAACGCCCUCAGUGGAUAUCAAACGAAUAACGUAGACGAGGCCGUCGCCGCUGGCGAGAUGAGUAAUAUCAAAUGCGUAGGCAUAACCAUAGAAACUCGCCCAGACUACUGCCUGGACCAACAUCUCUCAGCUAUGCUCCGCUAUGGUUGCACACGUCUCGAGAUUGGCGUGCAAUCUCUCUACGAAGACGUCGCUCGAGAUACAAAUCGCGGCCACACCGUUGCCGCCGUUGCCGAAACAUUCCGGCUGGCCAAAGAUGCUGGCUUCAAAGUCGUCUCACACAUGAUGCCCGACCUACCCAACGUGGGCAUGGAGCGCGACCUCGACCAGUUCCGCGAGUACUUUGAGAACCCAGCAUUUCGCACCGACGGCCUCAAAAUCUACCCCACUCUCGUCAUCCGCGGCACAGGGCUAUACGAGCUAUGGCGCACAGGGCGAUACAAAAACUACACCCCAAACGCCCUCAUAGAUCUCGUCGCGCGGAUCCUAGCCCUCGUCCCGCCAUGGACACGCAUCUACCGCGUUCAGCGCGACAUCCCCAUGCCACUCGUGACCGCAGGCGUCGAGAACGGCAACCUACGCGAGCUCGCACUCGCACGCAUGAAGGACUUUGGAACAACCUGUCGUGACGUGCGUACCCGCGAAGUCGGCAUCAACGAAGUCAAGAACAAGAUCCGACCCGCCCAGGUCGAACUUGUGCGUCGCGACUACUAUGCGAACGGGGGCUGGGAGACCUUCCUAGCGUACGAGGACCCGAAGCAGGAUAUUCUUAUUGCCCUGCUACGACUGCGCAAAUGCAGCACGACGCAUACCUUCCGGCCGGAGCUGACUGGCCAGCCGACGAGCUUGGUGCGUGAGCUGCAUGUGUACGGGAGUGCUGUGCCGGUGCAUGCGCGUGAUCCGAAGAAGUUCCAGCACCAGGGGUAUGGGACCUUGUUGAUGGAGGAGGCGGAGAGGAUUGCGCGGGAUGAACAUUGGAGUGAGAAGAUUUCUGUCAUUUCAGGCGUUGGGGUCAGGUCGUAUUAUGCUCGGCUCGGGUACUGGCUGGACGGACCAUAUAUGUCCAAGAUGAUCGUUCAAGAAGACGACCCGUGA
Pseudovirgaria hyperparasitica is the source of this 1734-nucleotide messenger RNA. Its product is annotated as histone acetyltransferase ELP3. Gene Ontology annotation, cellular component: cytoplasm; elongator holoenzyme complex; nucleus. Gene Ontology annotation, molecular function: acyltransferase activity, transferring groups other than amino-acyl groups; iron-sulfur cluster binding. The transcript is spliced from 2 exons. The record is from RefSeq and is a predicted model, not a curated record. Gene Ontology annotation, biological process: tRNA wobble base 5-methoxycarbonylmethyl-2-thiouridinylation. The coding region runs from base 1 to 1734 and encodes 577 amino acids. Lineage: Eukaryota; Fungi; Ascomycota; Dothideomycetes; Acrospermales; Acrospermaceae.